Microthlaspi erraticum is the source of this 273-nucleotide messenger RNA. Lineage: Eukaryota; Viridiplantae; Streptophyta; Magnoliopsida; Brassicales; Brassicaceae. The record is from the annotation of a GenBank genome assembly.
AUGCACCUACUGUGGCCAUUCACACUUCACCAGUUGAGCUCGCACGACAAGCUCGAUCGGCAGCUCGAUCGAGUCCAACUCAGCUCGAUCGAGUCCAACUCUAGCUCGAUCGAGUCCGACCUCUUCUGUCCAAAGCCUGUUUUGCUUGAUCCUUAUCAACCGGUUGCCGCUUCCUCGUCUCGCCUACUUAGUCAAGGUCACAAGGAAGUGAUUCACAAGUUCAGAAGAGAUCUCAGUGGGAUUGGAAUUGAGUUGCCUCUAUGGAUAGCAUGA